AUGACAUUCUCAUUUUUCCCCUGGCUAUUCGGCUACUCUCCUUGCGAAACCAUCGAUACUUCGUAUCCGGCAGACACAAAACUACCAUUAUCCGCAUGCGAUAACAACAACCAACUAUCCAGCGACGAAAAACAGCAAUGUAUUCAAUCUUCACAACCAACCUCCGAAAUCGACCCCGACGAAAACGCCUUCCUCUGGCAGGACGUCAACCCACCAGUCAGUCUCGCCCACCUCGCACCCUCAAACAAAGAACAAAUCCCAACGUCCCAAGUCGAAACAGACAUGGCUGCUCCCAAGGAAAAAUCCGAUGACCUCAACACCUCUACCUCCUCUCUGCCAUACUAUAAUGAUGUGAGCGGCGCCGUCGUCGUCGACUGGAACGGUCUUCCGCGAUUCCUAUCUCCACAAGAAGAAAAGGACAGACAGUCAUCGUUGGAGCGCGCAGUUCACGAAAAAAUGAUGGGUCUUCCUCGCACAAGCGAUUUCGCAUGGGCAACGCCAUGCCAAGGUGCGCCGUUGCCGAAGUAUUCACCUGCAAGUGAGAAAUAG
Molecule: messenger RNA, 549 nt
Organism: Aspergillus wentii DTO 134E9
Lineage: Eukaryota; Fungi; Ascomycota; Eurotiomycetes; Eurotiales; Aspergillaceae
Exons: 1
Coding region: 1-549 (182 amino acids)
Source: RefSeq, a predicted model, not a curated record